Molecule: messenger RNA, 3284 nt
Organism: Pan troglodytes (chimpanzee)
Lineage: Eukaryota; Metazoa; Chordata; Mammalia; Primates; Hominidae
Gene: SEPTIN10
Product: septin 10
Exons: 12
Coding region: 428-1894 (488 amino acids)
Molecular function (GO): GTP binding
Source: RefSeq, a predicted model, not a curated record
CGCGGUCUCGGCCACACCUACUAGGGCGGCCUCGCCUCAGGGCCCGCCCACUUCCGGCCUCGCGAGGGCCGCAAUCACUGCUCCGCAGUUCCCGCCUGCAUUCCUCGCGCCGUCUUCCUGGAGUCCCAGCUCUCCUUCAGCCCGCCCCAACGCUGACGCUCAGUCCUCAGGCGUCGAGGGCAGCUCCUGUGAGGGGCUCGCUUGGCGCACGCAAAACGCUCAGCGCGCACCACAGGGCGUCCGCCCCAACCCCGCCCCCGGAGGCCUCCAGCUCGGCCCCGCCCCUGUCCCUUCCCCGUCGCGGAGGCAGCCUAGCCUCGCGCCCCGCCCGUUGCUGCAGCCCUCCGGCCUUCCCGCCGCCGUCGCCGGGACCAGCCGCUCGGGGCCGGGCUGAUACAGCCGCUUCACCGUGCCCCUGCCCGCGACCAUGGCCUCCUCCGAGGUGGCGCGGCACCUGCUCUUUCAGUCUCACAUGGCAACGAAAACAACUUGUAUGUCUUCACAAGGAUCAGAUGAUGAACAGAUAAAAAGAGAAAACAUUCGUUCGUUGACUAUGUCUGGCCAUGUUGGUUUUGAGAGUUUGCCUGAUCAGCUGGUGAACAGAUCCAUUCAGCAAGGUUUCUGCUUUAAUAUUCUCUGUGUGGGGGAAACUGGAAUUGGAAAAUCAACACUGAUUGACACAUUGUUUAAUACUAAUUUUGAAGACUAUGAAUCCUCACAUUUUUGCCCAAAUGUUAAACUUAAAGCUCAGACAUAUGAACUCCAGGAAAGUAAUGUUCAAUUGAAAUUGACCAUUGUGAAUACAGUGGGAUUUGGUGACCAAAUAAAUAAAGAAGAGAGCUACCAACCAAUAGUUGACUACAUAGAUGCUCAGUUUGAGGCCUAUCUCCAAGAAGAACUGAAGAUUAAGCGUUCUCUCUUUACCUACCAUGAUUCUCGCAUCCAUGUGUGUCUCUACUUCAUUUCACCGACAGGCCACUCUCUGAAGACACUUGAUCUCUUAACCAUGAAGAACCUUGACAGCAAGGUAAACAUUAUACCAGUGAUUGCCAAAGCAGAUACGGUUUCUAAAACUGAAUUACAGAAGUUUAAGAUCAAGCUCAUGAGUGAAUUGGUCAGCAAUGGCGUCCAGAUAUACCAGUUCCCAACGGAUGAUGACACUAUUGCUAAGGUCAACGCUGCAAUGAAUGGACAGUUGCCGUUUGCUGUUGUGGGAAGUAUGGAUGAGGUAAAAGUCGGAAACAAGAUGGUCAAAGCUCGCCAGUACCCUUGGGGUGUUGUACAAGUGGAAAAUGAAAACCACUGUGACUUUGUAAAGCUGCGGGAAAUGCUCAUUUGUACAAAUAUGGAGGACCUGCGAGAGCAGACCCAUACCAGGCACUAUGAGCUUUACAGGCGCUGCAAACUGGAGGAAAUGGGCUUUACAGAUGUGGGCCCAGAAAACAAGCCAGUCAGUCUUCAAGAGACCUAUGAAGCCAAAAGACAUGAGUUCCAUGGUGAACGUCAGAGGAAGGAAGAAGAAAUGAAACAGAUGUUUGUGCAGCGAGUAAAGGAGAAAGAAGCCAUAUUGAAAGAAGCUGAGAGAGAGCUACAGGCCAAAUUUGAGCACCUUAAGAGACUUCACCAAGAAGAGAGAAUGAAGCUUGAAGAAAAGAGAAGACUUUUGGAAGAAGAAAUAAUUGCUUUCUCUAAAAAGAAAGCUACCUCCGAGAUAUUUCACAGCCAGUCCUUUCUGGCAACAGGCAGCAACCUGAGGAAGGACAAGGACCGUAAGAAGGAACCAGGCUGUCGAUUCGAACUCCUGUGCAUUGAUGUCAGAGCUUGUGAAACCAAUGGUGGACGUAAAGACGCAGAGAAAGGUAGAGAGGGCCACAGUGCAAGGGGGCAGCCAUGAGUAGCAUGUGGAUGAUAAUCGCAAGGCGUGUAGGUUUGGGCUCCAAUUUUUUGUAAAACAGAAGUUCCAGAGCACAGAAGGUCAUCAUCACAAGCAAACUUUAUUAAAAAAAAACUAGAAGUGUGCUUUGAUUUUGCUGUUGUUUUAUCACUUCUAUAUUUGGUGAACAACCACAGUUACUGAUAUUUAUGGAAAAGUACUUUCAAGUACAAGGUCAAUACAUAAGCCAGAGUGAAUGAUACUACAAGUUGAGCAUCUCUAAUUCAAAAAUCUGAAAUCCAGAAGCUUCAAAAUCUGAAUCUUUUUGAGCACUGACUUGACCCCAAAAGUGGAAAAUUCCCCACCCGACACCUUUGCUUUCUGAUGGUUCAGUUUAAACAGAUUUUGUUUCUUGCACAAAAUUAUUAAAAAUGUUGUAUAAAUUACUUUCAGGCUAUAUGUAUAAGGUGGAUGUGAAACAUGAAUUAUGUAAUUAGAGUCGGGUCCCAUUGUGUAUACGCAGAUAUUCCAAACCUGAAAUCCAAAACACUUCUGGUCCCUAGCAUUUUGGAUAAGGGAUACUCAGCUUGUACCUAUAUAUUCAUAUAUAUUCACUGUUGUUAGAAAUGUUUAAGUUGCUGUUCUGUGAUGAAUCUAAAUCUUUUCUCUUGCUACCAAGCUAUUGUCACUGCAGUGCAUUAUACCAAAGAGCGAAGUGUGAGUGCCACUGAAAAUACAGAACCCAUUAAUAUCGUGGCUAUCUGAUUACAUUUAUAUUCCAAGAUGAACCUUUUUUAUAUAUGCUAAAAAUUUUGGGGAAUAUGUUUUGGGAUGUAUUAUGGAGCUAAAACUCUAACCUCUUAAUAGUUUUAUAGAACUUAAAAAUUUUUUAUACAGUUACCCAAUUGGUGAUAUGAUCUUAAGCUUUUGUGUCAGAUUAUUUAAUAUGAUGACUUCAUGCUUUAUUAUGCCUUAUUAUGGCUGACGUAUUACUGUGGUGAAACAAAAUAUCUUUAAAAGUUAAAACAUCCAGAUAUAUAAGCUAUUUUUUCCUAAGGAUAAAGUACCUUUGAGCAUGAGUGUAUCACAGCUUUCAUUAGGAAAACUUUUCAUUACAUACUUGUUUAAACUCUGUCUUCCAGGGUAAAAAUAAUAAGGUUGAAUCAUUUUAUUAAAAAUACUUUUUAAGAAAAUAACUAUGAACAUCUGAAUAUUAAAGAUAUAAAAAUGCACAUAAUUCAUAUUUCAGGUGGUAUUUACAUUCAGUGCCUUACUGGUAUUCUCAGAACAUUUUAAUGAUUUCUAACAUUUCUUAACAGUCAUAGAUAUAUACAUUUUCAUUUUUUGUACUUGAAUAUUCUAAAUAAAACUGACAUUUACUCUUGACAAAUAAAACAUUUACUAAAAUGUG